Messenger RNA from Pediculus humanus corporis (human body louse), 915 nucleotides. RefSeq names its product Ribonucleoside-diphosphate reductase M2 subunit, putative. Gene Ontology annotation, molecular function: ribonucleoside-diphosphate reductase activity, thioredoxin disulfide as acceptor. Bases 1 to 915 code for a protein of 304 amino acids. Gene Ontology annotation, biological process: deoxyribonucleotide biosynthetic process. The record is from RefSeq and is a predicted model, not a curated record. NCBI's taxonomy places the organism in Eukaryota, Metazoa, Arthropoda, Insecta, Psocodea, Pediculidae. Gene Ontology annotation, cellular component: cytosol. The transcript is spliced from 5 exons.
AUGUCAAGAAAAUUUGGUGAUGUUGAUGGGCAUGUUUUAAAGGAAUUUCAAAAUAUAAACGUAAAUGAUUCUCGAGUCUUUAACAAAGAAAUUGAACCAUUAUUGAAAGAGAACAUAAAACGGUUUGUGAUUUUCCCUAUUGAAUUUCCUGAUAUUUGGCACAUGUAUAAAAAAGCUGAAGCUUCUUUUUGGACAGUAGAGGAAGUGGAUUUGUCCAAGGAUCUGGAACACUGGGAAAGAUUAAAGCCUUCUGAAAGGCAUUUUAUCUCUCAUGUUUUGGCAUUUUUUGCUGCAUCUGAUGGUAUAGUAAAUGAAAAUUUGGUUGAAAGAUUUAGUCAAGAAGUUCAAGUUUCAGAAGCAAGAUGUUUUUACGGUUUUCAAAUAGCAAUGGAAAAUGUUCACUCUGAAAUGUACAGCUUGUUAAUAGACACUUACAUUAAGAAUCCCACUGAAAAACACUUUCUUUUUAAUGCUAUUGAAACAAUGCCAUGUGUCAAAAAAAAAGCUGAUUGGGCAUUAAAAUGGAUAAGUCAUAAAACGGCUACUUUUGCUGAACGAGUUGUUGCAUUUGCAGCUGUCGAAGGAAUUUUCUUUUCCGGUUCUUUUGCUGCUAUAUUUUGGUUAAAAAAGAGAGGACUGAUGCCUGGUUUGACAUUUAGUAAUGAAUUAAUCUCAAGAGAUGAAGGUUUACACUGUGAUUUUGCUUGUUUAAUGUUUAAGUAUGUUGUUCAAAAACCGACUGAAGACGAGAUUUGCGACAUAAUAAAAGAUGCUGUUGCUAUUGAACAAGAAUUUUUAACAGAAGCACUUCCUGUAAAUUUGAUUGGUAUGAAUUGUUCGUUAAUGAAAAAGUAUAUUGAAUUCGUAGCAGAUCGUCUUUUGGUAGAACUCGGUUGCAAAAAAGUAAGAAUUUAA